Molecule: messenger RNA, 1971 nt
Organism: Lactuca sativa (garden lettuce)
Lineage: Eukaryota; Viridiplantae; Streptophyta; Magnoliopsida; Asterales; Asteraceae
Source: RefSeq, a predicted model, not a curated record
AUGAGCGGUUCUGGGUCUUCAACCACUUCUGGUAGAAAAUCCGAAUGCUCAAUGCAAACUGAAAAGAAAAAUGUUUCAAAACCACCUGUGAUUGUUAAGAAACCUAAAUAUCAGUGGAUGCCCAAAUUAACUUCCAACCAAUCAUCGUCAUCCUUUGAAAGUGUUUUACAUGAUGAUUCAAAGUUAAAGGGACAGUUGCGGAGGAAUGUCUUCCGAUCUUGGUAUGUCGACAGCGGCUGCUCCCGGCAUAUGACUGGAGACAUCUCCCUAUUGAGCAACAUUCGAUAUUUUAAUGUGGGAUAUGUUUCCUUUGCGGGCGGAGAAGGUGGAAAAACCACUCAGAGAGGAACAUUGACAAAUGGAGUGCUAAUUUUCGAGAAUGUCAACUUUGUUGAGUGCAUUGUCAUCCCGGAAGAGUGGAUCCUUGUCAAAUCAAAGCAGGAUGGAAACGCUUACAUAAUUGAAAUGAACAGUAACAUUCCAGAACAAGUCACUUGCCUCUUUUCAAAGGGAAAGAAUCAUAAAAAACCACACUUGCCGAAACAGGUCAAUUCAAUCAGCCAGUUGCUUAAAUUAUUGCACGUGGACUUAUUUGGUCCGGUCAAUGUCCUAAGCAUCAACAGAAACUCGUAUUUUCUAGUUCUGAUCGAUGAUUUCUCUCAUUUUACAUGGGUUUUCUUCUUAUCCAACAAAGUUGGGAUUGCUGAUUUGAUAAAGAAGUUCAUUUUGAUGAUUGAGAACCAAACUAAUAACCGGGUGAAGGUGCUUCGAAUUGAUAAUGGAACAGAAUUCACAAAUGCAGUUCUUGAUCACUUUUACACAGAAAAGGGAAUUGCUGAGGCGAUUAACAUUCCUUGCUACGUUUGGAAUCGUGUUUUGAUCAACAAAGCCCAGAUGAAGACUCCGUACAAAAUUUUUUAUGGUAUAAGUCUUCAGUCAAUCACUUCCGUGUAUUUGUUUGCUCUUGUACCCUUCUUCACCUGGAGUCCAACCCGAAAUUUAAUGCCAAAGCCGAUGACUUUGGAGGAGAAUGAUACGGAUGCUAAAGUGGGUCCUGAUUGGCUGUUUGAUUACUCAUCCUUGUCCAAAUCGCUCAAUGUGUAUUCAGAUGGUUCAUCCGGUUCUUCCUCUUAUUCGAAGAUUGUUCCUGAAGAUGAAGACGAAGAAGUUGUUUACAGACCUCCAACGGUAUCCUCUUCAAUUCCUACUGGGGAUUCAUCUAAUCCACUUACUUGUCCAGAAUCUCAUGCUCAACAUGAUGCUCCAGAUGUUGAUGAUACACCCCUUACUCCUGUUGAAAGAGAGUUUAUGUCUAGAAAUGCUUCCGCUGUUACUCCAACUUUCAUGGAACUACUUUUUCCUGAACAAAUUGCUGAUGAGUUUGUAGCAGAUCCAUCUAAUGAGGUAGGUUCAUCUGAUGUGGAACAUUUAGCAAAUGAUGGAGUUAUCAACAUUCACAAUCUUCCCGUCUCCCUUAAUGACAUCAGUCAGGAGAUACCCUCACAGCCAAAGAACUUUGAAAUGCCUUUGAAUGAGCCCAGUUGGGUCGAUGCUAUGCAUGAACAGUUAAAUCAAUUUGAAAAACUCAGGGUUUGGACACUGGUUGAACUUCCUAAGGGAAAAAAGUCUCUUGAAACGCACUGGGUAUACCGCAAUAAGCAGGAUGAUUCUGGAGUCAUAUUGCGCAAUAAGGAAAGACUGAUGGUUUGCGGGUUUAGACAGAUCGAGGGUCUUGACUAUACUAAGAUUUAUGCUCUGGUAGCUCGCUUGGAGGCUAUCCGGAUUUUCCUUGCAUAUGCUUCUUACAUGAACUUCACAGUUUAUAAGAUUGAUGUCAAGACAGCUUUCUUGUAUGGCAAUGUGAAGGAAGAAAUAUAUGUUGAUCAACCCCUUGGGUUUGUUAACUCAAAGUUUCCUAAUCAUGUCUAUAAGUUAGAAAAGGCGUUGUAUGAGCUACAUCAAGCUCAUUGA